Messenger RNA from Capsella rubella, 993 nucleotides. RefSeq names its product putative F-box protein At1g47765. The coding region runs from base 1 to 993 and encodes 330 amino acids. The record is from RefSeq and is a predicted model, not a curated record. Gene Ontology annotation, molecular function: protein binding. The transcript has a single exon. Lineage: Eukaryota; Viridiplantae; Streptophyta; Magnoliopsida; Brassicales; Brassicaceae.
AUGGAGAAACAAAAAGAGAAGAAGAGAAAAGUCUCGUCCUUUCCUAUAGAUCUAACUUCAGAGAUACUCUUAAAGCUGCCUGAGAAAUCUAUUGCGAGGUUUCGUUGCGUGUCAAAGCUUUGGUUAUCAAUCACCACCGAUCCAUAUUUCAUCAAGUUGUUCGAAACUCGGAACUCACGUCCAUGUCUUUUGGUUUGCUUCGUCCAACAUGGCAAGUUAUUUGUUUCCUCGAUUCUUCAGAACUCUAAAAGGUCGUCGUACUCUUGUUCUUCUCAACCUAUUGAUCUUUACCAUUUCAAAUCCCCAAUAAACCAUAUCUUGCCCCCUACGGAAUCUGUCCAAGGCUUGUUUUGCUUUCAAGAAUCAGCAACCCCUAUAGUUUGUAACCCUAGCACGAGAGAGAUCUUAACUUUACCAAAACCUAGAAUGAGCUGGAAGAAUGUAACAGUUUUUUUAGGAUACGAUCCUGUUGGAGGUGAACACAAAGUAAUGUGCAUGCCUUAUGAAACAAGUUCUGAUACGUGUCGUGUCUUAACAUUGGGAUCUGCUAAAAAACUAUGGAGAACAGUCAAAACUGAACCUAGUCAUUGUUCUACCUGUCAUACUAGUGGGAGAUGCAUCAAAGGAGUCGUAUAUUAUACAGCCUAUGUUUAUCGUACCCGUGUUUGGGUUAUAAUGAGCUUUGAUGUCAGAUUUGAAAAGUUUGGUAUGAUUCAUUUACCAUAUGAUCGUGUUCAUAUGUAUCCGCUCAUAGCUUAUAAGGGGACGUUAGCUUUUGUUAUAACAGAGAUCACGAACACGAAGGAUGGUAAGAAAAUUACACUAUGCGUUUUGGAAGAUGUAGAGAAACACAAGUGGUCGAGUAAAUGCUUUAUUGGGUUUAUGUGGCGCAUUGGUGAGACUUUGCAUUUUCCUAAAGUAAUAGGUUGCACUGAGGUUGGUGAGUUUAUUUGCGUGAUAGCCACGUCUCUAAAUACAAAUCUAUUGUUUUAA